AUGGUGCCCGCUUGGCCAGUGCGCGUCAAUGGACAAGCCCUCGCCAGCGGUGUCUUAACAGAGCCUGCGCGCGCAAUAGCCCCUCUUGCACUUCUCCUCGUUCUCCUCUCCGUUUCAUCCGUCUAUCUCUCUUUGGCGCCGGUCGGUCUAUCCAAUUUCUGCUUCUCCAUUGUCCUGUCCUUUCCAGCCCUGUCGCACGGGGCUCUUGACACGUGUGGUCCCGCGCGACAGACUUCAAUUGUGCGCGCACGUGCUGCCUUGCGAUUCCAACACCCACAUUCCUUCUUCUCUCGGGCUCAGCAGGCUGGCCCUGUCCAUUCAUGUACACUUUCCUUUGUGCGCUCCCUCAGUGGUCAAUCGGGCCCUCCUGCCCCUGGAAACGAUGCGCCAAACCCAAUCGAUGAUGCUACUGAAAAGGCCAUUGAAGAGGAAGAGGAGCGUCAGGCGAACAAGGAAAAGUGGAAGAGCACAGCGUGGAAGAUGUUCGAGUCUGCUGCUACUACCGGAGCCAGCAUAUUCAUCCUAGCAUGCGUAGGCAUUGGCUAUACAAAGUACUACAAGUGGAACGUCAUCGAGAAGAUGGAAAAUGCCUUUCGUGAGGGUGAUCCUGUCUUGGAGCUUGCAGCGACUGGAAAGGAAAUUCCUCGUGAGCCGACGCGGCUGGAGGCUACCAAAGGCAUGCUGGAAGAGGACAAGAACUACGAUCGAUGGAUACCACGUGAUGAACAGGAGAAGAUUGACAAAAUCGUCUGGGGCGAGACUAAGGGCCGCUACCACCUUUUGCUUGGCGAGAAGGGAACUGGGAAGACGUCCAUGCUCAUCGAUGCCAUGGACAAGAUCAAUGGCGAAGGCUGCUCCAUGAUGGAGGCACAUGCCGACCUGGAGGUUUUCCGCAUCCGCUUAGGACGCUGUCUAGAUUUCGAGUUCCACGAAGACAACAUUGGCUCACUAUUCUCCAUCCGAGGUCCUCGCGACGCAGGUGCCAUCCUAGAUAUUGAGCGCGCAUUCAACAAAUUGGAAAAGGUGGCACUGAAACGGCGUGCCACCAUCGGUAGACCGCUGAUCCUCAUCAUCAAUUCUGCACAUCUCAUCCGGGAUGAUGAAGAUGGCCGGGACCUCCUCGAGCUCAUCCAGCAACGUGCAGAACAAUGGGCAGCCUCAAACCUUGCAACCGUCAUUAUCAACUCCGACAAGUACUGGGUCUUCGAACGUCUAAAGCAGUACGCAACGCGUAUGGAAGUUCACCAAAUUAAGGAUCUGACCAAGGACCGGGCAAUGCAAGCCCUUCGAAACUACCGAAUGAAGUACCACGGUGAGAUUACUGAAACCAGUGUGUUGGAGGAGGUCUACGAUAAGAUAGGCGGUCGUCUGACCUUCCUCAAUCGCGUUGCAAAGUCAGAUGAUAUGCUCGCCAAAUGUGAUCACAUUUGCGAAAUGGAGAAGAUCUGGUUCCUGAACAACUGCGCCAUCCUCGGCGAAGAAAUGGACGACGAUGUCAUGGACCAGCAAAAAUAUGCCUCAACAGCCAUGGUCCUAGCAAACGCCCUCUACAAACGUUUCCAAGAAAUGGAUGUUACCUACAAUGAACAAGUCGGCCACAUACUCCCCGCCUUCCCCCUACAUCGAGCCCGCUUCAUCAUGACCCGCUCAGACUUCAUCCGCAAGCACCAUGACCUCUCCAUCUUCUCGAUUGACUCGCACGCCAUGGUCCGCGCCGACAGUGUGCCCAUGCAGCGCGCCUUCAAUGAAAUCUGCGCCGAGCCAGGCUUUGAAGAGUUUCUCGAGGCAACACUGGAUCGAAUCAGUUCGAUUGAGAGUUUGGGUCGCACCAAGGAGUUGACAUUCAAGGAUCUCUGGGAGGGCGGCAAGUACAGGAUUACGACGAAGGAUGCUAAAGGAGAUGUAAAUGGGAGCUUGGAAGUGGAGACUGUGGAGGGGAAGAAGGAGGAUGGGAACGACAAGGACGAGGAUGAUUGA
Plenodomus lingam JN3 is the source of this 1977-nucleotide messenger RNA. RefSeq lists its product as uncharacterized. Lineage: Eukaryota; Fungi; Ascomycota; Dothideomycetes; Pleosporales; Leptosphaeriaceae. The record is from RefSeq and is a predicted model, not a curated record.